UCCAUGUGGCACUCAUGAAGAUGAGGCUGCGGACGCGGAAAGCUUCCCAGCAAUCCAGCCAGAUCCACGGCCAGCGCGCCCUGAGGGCCAAGAGGAGACACUCGGAGGUGGAUGAGAGCCUGCCCGGAGGCGGAGGAAAACCCCCCAAAAAUGAAACCGGCCUGUUGUCUUCAAUCAAAAAGUUCAUCAAAGGAAGCACACCCAAGGAAGAAAGAGAAAAUCCUGCAAAAAGAAGUAGAAUUGACCGGGAUAUCGAUAACAACUUGAUCACAUCCACACCUCAGACAGGAGAAAAGCCUAACAAACAGAUCUCUCGAGUGCGGCGGAAAAGUCAGAUGAAUGGAGAAGCUGGAAGCUAUGAAAUGACGAACCAACACGUAAAGCAAAAUGGAAAAUUGGAAGAUAAUCCCACCACGGGCAGUCCCCCACGAACCACGUUACUGGGAACCAUAUUUUCUCCUGUUUUCAAUUUUUUUUCACCAGCAAAUAAAAAUGGAACGUCGGGCUCGGAUUCCCCAGGCCAGGCUGUGGAGGCUGAGGAGAUCGUGAAGCAGCUCGACAUGGAGCAGGUGGACGAGAUCACCACGAGCAGCGCCACGUCCACCAACGGGGCAGCGUACGCCAGCCAGGCCGCGCCGGGCAGAGCCAGCGUCAACAACGGCCUGGAGGAGGUGGAGGAGACGAGCGACCGGGACCUGCCGCCGCUGACGGCACCAGUAUCUCCAGACAGUGGCUACUCAUCAGCCCACGCAGAAGCCACCUAUGAAGAAGACUGGGAAGUCUUUGAUCCGUAUUACUUCAUCAAACACGUCCCACCGCUAACAGAAGAGCAGCUCAACCGGAAGCCGGCUCUGCCACUGAAAACGAGAAGCACACCAGAGUUCUCAUUAGUUCUAGACCUGGAUGAAACAUUAGUGCACUGUAGUCUAAAUGAAUUAGAAGAUGCUGCACUCACUUUUCCAGUUCUUUUUCAAGAUGUCAUUUACCAGGUUUAUGUCCGGUUAAGGCCAUUCUUCCGAGAAUUCCUGGAACGUAUGUCUCAGAUUUAUGAGAUCAUUCUUUUUACUGCUUCUAAGAAGGUGUAUGCAGACAAGUUAUUGAACAUACUAGACCCUAAAAAGCAACUGGUCAGGCAUCGACUUUUCCGCGAGCAUUGCGUUUGUGUACAAGGAAAUUACAUCAAGGAUUUAAACAUUCUUGGUAGAGAUCUCUCCAAAACCAUCAUCAUCGACAAUUCACCGCAAGCCUUUGCUUAUCAGCUCUCCAAUGGAAUUCCUAUAGAAAGCUGGUUCAUGGAUAAAAAUGACAACGAGCUCCUAAAAUUGAUUCCGUUUCUGGAGAAACUCGUAGAGCUGAACGAAGAUGUCCGACCUCACAUCAGAGACAGAUUUCGCUUGCAUGACUUGCUACCCCCCGAUUAAAGCCUUUGUCCGAUCGCUGCAGGGGGAGAAAAUGCAGGACCCUUUCGGACUGAAACAAAACAUUGCCAUUACUGUUGAAAUUUUGCAUUUUUGUACCCCGUCUUGCUUUUCUUAUCUUUGGUGCCCAACAAUAAUCAAGGGUUACAGAAAGAGACUCUGGCAUUCAGCGCAGUACAGUACACACCGUAGGUAGGCUAGAACAGAAGAGGCUUUAGAACUAGUGCGACUCAAGGCGAUUUUUUAUGUACAGGACAUCUGCAGUUUAUACAGAAUUCUGUUUCUGCCACCAGCAGUUUGACCUGUAGAAACACAGGAUUUUAUGAUACAACAGAGAUCGAAAAUGGACUCUUGUUUUCUCUCUGUUUGGUGCUCUAAGUGGGUUUGUAGCCACUUUUCUGUUACUUUUCAGAUUCUCAUUUCAACAGGAAUGGCCAGUACAAGUUGUUUUAUUUUUCCUGUUAAGGUUUAUAACCUUUUUACAUUUUUGACCUGUAUUAGAUUAGAAUUUCAUUAUGCAUUCCUUUUAGUUGAGGCGCUUCAUAGUUUUUCUGGAAAUAGCCAAAUUUUCUUAGUUUUUUUUAUUAAACAGUUGGAUGGCCGUUUUCCUGCUUCGUCUGCCUGCAUACUGUAUAUUUGUUUAAAAUACUCUCUAG
Molecule: messenger RNA, 2074 nt
Organism: Mesitornis unicolor (brown roatelo)
Lineage: Eukaryota; Metazoa; Chordata; Aves; Mesitornithiformes; Mesitornithidae
Gene: CTDSPL2
Product: CTD (carboxy-terminal domain, RNA polymerase II, polypeptide A) small phosphatase like 2
Exons: 12
Coding region: 15-1421 (468 amino acids)
Molecular function (GO): phosphoprotein phosphatase activity
Source: RefSeq, a predicted model, not a curated record